AUGGCACCGUUUUCAAAGAAUGACAGCUACGGCGUUGCGUCAUCUUGUUUGAAGAAGUACAAGGGAAGGACGAUUUAUUCUUGCGACGGCCGCCAGCAGACGUCGGUGGGCGGCCCGCACCAGCAGGCCACGGCGUACACGGUGCCGCCGCCGACGCAUUUGCCCACGCACCUGCCGACACCCAACGUCGUCAUUACGCAGCGGGAACGGGUGCGAAGGCCGUUCGCCCCGGGGCGCCAGUUGCCCGGCGGUGCGAGUGGAGUGGCGCACCAGAGCGGCGGCGCCGGGGCCCGGAGGCGCCACGGCGUGGAAAUCGGUCGAUACAGAACCGGAUCACUCAUGGAGUACUCGUACUUGUCUGUCAGUGAGGCAAAGGGAUGUUCCAGGGGUUCGUCCAAGGGUGACGUGAACUCGAAUUCUCGCACCAGCCACGGGGACUAUCGCCACGGGCGCAGUAAUGGCAGCCCCAAGGUCAUCACGGACGUGCGCCAGUUGCCGGAUAUCCCGCGUCCGGCCAGACUCGACAUCCUCUUGUCCAUGCCGCCGGUGCCGCGCGAGGAGCAACGAGAGCACUCGUGGAAUCCGGACGACAGGUCCUACAACAUUUACGUCAUG
Messenger RNA from Notodromas monacha, 615 nucleotides. NCBI's taxonomy places the organism in Eukaryota, Metazoa, Arthropoda, Ostracoda, Podocopida, Cyprididae. The record is from the annotation of a GenBank genome assembly.